GCACGGUCCAGCCCACACACAAAAAACCUAGGUCACUUCAUGUUUAGGGGCUGCAGCUCAUUCUCUCACAAACUCCUGCUGCCGCCGCGCCUCCAUCGCCAUCUACCGUCGUCCAUCCACCGCGUAGCCAUGGCCUCGGAGAAGAAAUUGUCGAACCCGAUGAGGGAGAUCAAGGUGCAGAAGCUGGUGCUCAACAUCUCCGUCGGAGAGAGUGGAGAUCGUCUCACCAGAGCUGCAAAGGUGCUGGAGCAACUCAGUGGUCAAAGUCCUGUUUUCUCCAAGGCAAGAUACACUGUUCGAUCUUUUGGGAUCAGGCGUAAUGAAAAAAUUGCUUGCUAUGUCACGGUGAGAGGUGACAAGGCAAUGCAACUCCUUGAGAGUGGCCUGAAGGUCAAGGAGUAUGAGCUGUUGAGGAGGAACUUCAGUGAAACUGGCUGCUUCGGUUUUGGUAUUCAGGAGCACAUCGAUCUUGGAAUUAAGUAUGACCCAUCUACUGGUAUUUACGGUAUGGACUUCUACGUUGUCUUGGAACGCCCUGGUUACCGUGUGGGUCGCCGCCGUAGGUGCAAGGCCCGCGUUGGCAUCCAACACAGAGUCACCAAGGACGACGCGAUGAAGUGGUUCCAGGUGAAAUAUGAGGGUGUUAUCCUAAACAAGGCAUCCAACAUUGGAGCUUAGACAGCUGAUCCCUUUUAUGGUUUCGUUUGUUUCAUCCUUUUUGCUCAAAGUUUUGUAGAAUUUUAUCAGCAGACAUGUCUUACUUUUAUGUUUUAUAUUAUGUUGAGAUUAAGUUUU
Molecule: messenger RNA, 795 nt
Organism: Salvia miltiorrhiza (redroot sage)
Lineage: Eukaryota; Viridiplantae; Streptophyta; Magnoliopsida; Lamiales; Lamiaceae
Product: 60S ribosomal protein L11-like
Exons: 5
Coding region: 40-678 (212 amino acids)
Biological process (GO): translation
Cellular component (GO): ribosome; cytosolic large ribosomal subunit
Molecular function (GO): structural constituent of ribosome; RNA binding
Source: RefSeq, a predicted model, not a curated record